AUGGCCCAACUCGAAGGAAAAUUGAAAACCAGAGAAGUCUGGUACGUUAACAAAAAGGUAAACGUUUUCCAGCAUAAUCAACACAUAAACAACUUUUUUCAGGGAUUUCUUCCCACUGAACAUACGCUCGACCAAAACUUGUUCGAACGGACACUGAAUCUGCAAGAAGUAAAGGAUCAACUGCAGAGCGGAGUCGAGCUUCCCGUCGUCAAACAGACGAGAAUGUUUUUUGAUGUGGGGGACGAGAAAAAGUGUCAGGUAGUGUUUCUUAUCCAUCGUCACAUUUAAUUUCGAAUAUUUAGGCGAAAAGGAUGAAGAUUUUGAGCGUGAAGGAGAGAAGAGUGAUGAUCGAGUGGGCAAAAUGCAAAAACAGAUCGAAACGGGAGAACCGAUAUGAGGAGGAGGACGAAGAUGACGACGACGAUAAAGACGAAAAAGAUUCGGAGUAUGUUCCGUCAAGAAAGGUCAGGAGGAUGGCGGUGGACCGUCGGCGGGAGCUUGCUCCGAGACGUCGACAGGCCGCUUCGAUUGCAGCCGGACAAAUUGACGUCGGUCAAGCCGACUCAACACAAGCCGACUCCGGACAAGCCGACUUUGGACAAGUCAACGGGAGAGAAGACAGGGCUCGUUUUCAUAUUGGGUGGACGCCACCGGAGUUCGCCGAUCAUCCUGACCACCCGAACGUCCCGGCUCCACCAAGUUCGGCACAAAUCGUAUCCUCUGCGGCUUCAGGUAUCAGAUCGGAACUCAGAAUUAUACAUAAAUUGAUAUUUGUAGAGUCGGCAGUGGAAACCGAAUCUGUAAACAUGGUGGUGGGUGGGAAUUUUGCCAAUUCGGGAGCGGCCAAAGCGCGAGGAAGUGCUACGUACAAGAAAAGGUCCGAGGAGAGAAUUUCCGAAUUGUCGUCCGACACGGAACAAAGCCAGAGCGGAAGUGGAAAUGCGGCGAUAGGGGCAGACAUCGCAGAAGAAGACGACAUCGCAGAGACAGAGGACAUCGAAGAGGAGAGGAACAUCGAAGAGGAGGACGUCAUCGAAGAGGAGAGGAACAUCGAAGAGGAGGACGUCAUCGAAGAGGCGGAUCACAUGGAAGAGGAAGAGUACAUUGACGUCGUCACUGUAGAUGAGGACAGCGUCCCGGUCGCCACUCCGGUCGCCACUCCGAUCGCCACUCCAAUCGCCUCUCCGGUUGCCAUUCCGAUUGCCACUCCGGUCGCCCAUACCGUCAUCGCUCCGAUCGCCACUCGAAUCGCCACUCCGAUCGCCACACCGGUCGCCCCUACCGUCAUCGCUCCGAUCGCCACUAAAAUCGCUACUCCAAUCGCCACUCCAAUCGCCACUCCGAUCGUCACUCCGGUCGCCCAUACCUUCAUUGCUCCGAUCGCCACUCCGGUCGCCCAUACCGUCAUCGCUCCGAUCGCCCCUCGAAUCGCCACUCCGAUCGCCACUCCGGUCGCCCCUACCGUCAUCGCUCCGAUCGCCACUAAAAUCGCUACUCCAAUCGCCACUCCAAUCGCCACUCCGAUCGUCACUCCGGUCGCCCAUACCUUCAUUGCUCCGAUCGCCACUCCUGUCGCCCAUACCGUCAUCGCUCCGAUCGAAACUCGAAUCGCCGCUCCCGCCAUUUCUCCGGUCGCCCAUACCGUCAUCGCUCCAAUCGCCACUCGAUUCGCCACUCCGAUCGCCACUCGAAUCGCCAAUCCGAUCGCCACUGCUGUCGCCCAUACCGUCAUCGCUCCGAUCGCCACUCCGAUCGCCGCUCCCGCCAUUUCUCCGGUCGCCCAUACCGUCAUCGCUCCGAUCGCCACUCGAAUCGCCACUCCGAUCGCCACUCCGGUCGCCCCUACCGUCAUCGCUCCGAUCGCCACUCGAAUCGCCAAUCCGAUCGCCACUCCUGUCAACCAUACCGUCAUCGCUCCGAUCGCCACUCGAAUCGCCAAUCCGAACGCCACUCCGGUCGCCCAUACCGUCAUCGCUCCAAUUGCCACUCGAUUCGCCACUCCGAUCGCCACUCCUGUCGCCCAUACCGUCAUCCCUCCGAUCGCCACUCGAAUCGCCGCUCCCGCCAUCCUUGGCGGCGCCCUUGACGGCGAUCCAGACUUCGUCCCCAGUGCUCAACUGUGGGACGAAACGGUGAGGAGAAUUAAUGAGCUGGAAAUAAUUCAAGCCUUCUUGAUAGCUCUCUUGCUUAAUGUUCAGUGAGUUUUUAAAGUUUUAUCACCUUGUCGUACUGACUUACACAUGGAUUAAAAUUUCUAAGACUUACAUUGAAAAAUUGCAUUUUAGACCACCGUUCCCGCUAUUCCCUUUGACCCCAUUAAACAUCGCCGCUCCCGUGACAGCCGAAAUUUGGUAUGCGGCACAGAGAAGAAUCAAAGAGCUGGAACUAACUCAAACCUUCUUGUUAGCUCUAUUGCCAUACUUUCUGUGAGUGUUUCAAAGUUUAUCCCCGUGUCGUAUUGACUUACACAUGGAUUACAAUUUUUGAAGCUUAAAUAGAAAAAUUACAUUUUAGGCCACAUCCUCAGAUGCCACCCGCCCCCUGUCCCAAGUCCGCCGCCCGUCAACCCCGAUCAAAUUUAAAAAUUUUUUUAUAUACUCUUCCGCCCCCCUUAAAAUAUAUACUUAAUCCAAUCAGCUUUAUUACCACACAGUUUCAAACACUUUUUAAUAAAGUACAUAUAAUUGCAUUCAUUGUUAAUUCAACGUUUUUUACUCGCGUUUUUCUACGCAAACGGAGUUUAUCUUUUUGAACUGUUCCAAAUACGCAGCUACUCGUUGAUUCUAGUUCGCACAAAGCAAAGAUCUGCUGCUCCGAUUUCUGUUUUUCUCCCUUCUGUCCUUGUAUUUCUUUUUAGAAUCGUUCACGAUUUCAGAAAAAGCCGUAAGAUCUGGUGCAGACGUCCGAAGGAAAGGUAUGCUUCACAGAUUUCUGCUACCACCGAAGAAGACGAUCAUCAUCACAACGUGAGUCAUCAAAUUCUCGCCCUGCUCUCCGCUAUCACCCUUCUUACGUGUUCUUCCUCUCUCUCUCUCUCUUUCUCCCCGCUCGGAAUGGUUUGUGGCAUUAUCACGUGUCUUUUUUUCACAGUCCUUACUAGAAGUUCCGAUUGUUUUCAAAACAGAGUUGUUGAGUGCUUGUAAAAUAAACACAAGUCACUCCCCUUUCUUUCUUCCGGCUGCCCUUCUAUUUCUGUUUUCUUCCUUCGUAUUGUCACUCCGGCACGCGGGCGUCGUGUGGCAGCAAAAACGACUCCGCCUGAUUCAUUAGCGUAGAAACUUCUCAUGAUCUUAGUGAUUUUCCAAUGCCCACCACUUUCUUUUGUUGGUGUGCUUCCCCCUCCUCCGUAGAUUCGAAUAGUCGGCUGAGUCGGGACACACGGACAUUAGGCUUCCAAAUUGCCUGUGCACAUUGUGAAUUACUAGCAAUAGAAAUCUUAGACACUGGUUACAGUGCCUCUGAAUUUUCUGAAAAUAGGCGUGGAAUUGGCGUGAGAGCGCAGAAUAUGGCCUUGAAAAAAUUUUGGAUUAUGAAGCAGACUAUAUCUAUUAUUCAAUUAGUACUCGCGCGCUAUUUGCGAGAACGUCAAGAUUCAAAUGUGACAGACGAACCUUCAAAUGCUCACUCUCAUGGAUGGCAUCAAAAAGACACUAUGUAUGCUCAAUGAGCGGGUGCUCUUUCUCUCUCUCUAUCUCAAAUCUUUCACGUAUUUCUUCAUAUCCGUCACUUCACUUCUAAUUAGCAGCUACGCAAACGGGUCGAUUUCGGGUCGGUACGAGCCGGCGGAUAACUCUCUUCAAAAUUAAAGUUCUGGUCGGCCCGCGCCACAAUCUCGUUUGUUGUCGCAUAUGUAGAACUCGUCGAGAUCUACAAUCUGAUAUGUGGUUCCACUCACAACUUUGAUUUUGAAGCGAGUUUUCCGCCACCCCAAAAUCGUCCUGUCUGCAAAUUUUGAAUGCAUCCCCCAAUUUUCAAAAAAAUUGGCGGGAGAGCGCAGAAUAUGGCCUUGAGAAAUUUUUCAAUCAUGAAGCAGACAAUACAUUAUUCAAUUAGUACUCGCGCGUUAUUGUUGUGACUGUCAAGAUUCAAAUGUGGCAGAUGGACCUUCAAAAGUCCGCUGUCAUGCGCGGCUUCAAAAAACACCAUGCUGAAUGAGUUGGUGCCUCCUACUUUCCUCUAACUCUUUCUCUCGAAACCGAAUAUUUCGUUUAUUCCUUCAUACCUCCUGCUGCUAAUUAGUCACACGAAGAAAUCCAAAGCAAGCUCCCCCAUUCAGUAAAGCAUGAACACACCAUUCCCUGAGGAGUUGAUUUCUACCGAUCCGCCCCCAUCUCACCACUCGCAUCGGUUUGGUGACGCAACUGCAAUACCUCUUUCUCUCCUUCCCCUCUCUUUUAUUUUGUUCGAAACAAACAGACAAAUUAUAAGGUCUCUUUCCAUCAAAGCAGCCUAUCUUUUUUCACACCUAUCAAUUUUUAGAGCGAGCAAAAACCCAUUUUUACGACGUAGUCUCGUUAACAAGUCCGUCAUUCCUUUUAUUCCCACUUUAUGGAGGUGCAAACACGAAAAUCUGAUCAGUUUCUCAAAAAAAUUCGACGACAGGAGUGACUCCUUUUUCCUAUGACGCAUAAACACACCGGCACCGCGCCCAAUCCGAGAACAUCUGUCUCUGGCGUUGGCAUCUCUCACCAGCUGCAUUCCAGUCACUUCUCCUUUUCAGUCUUUUCCAACUGGGAGGGUUUGUUAUCAAUUUUUUGUCGAAUUGAAGCGCUUUUUCAUUGUUUUUCGUGAAUAAUAGGAACUGCCUCCGCAAGUGGUGAGAAUGUUGUGAAAGAAAAUAUUACAAGCAGUUUGAACAUUCGAACAGCAAACAUUUUUCUAUAUCAAGCGUUCUCAGCCCAAAUAUUGCAAAUUCCACGUUGCUUUUUCAAAUGAAACGUUGAAAUUCCGGAAAAACUCUUAAUUAGAGCAUUUUUCGUAAAGUUUGAAAAUGCCUCCAGACAUUCUCUCGAGUUUUUAAAUUAAAAUUGUUAUUUACAGAUUUAAAAGCGAUCAGAAACAAAAAAUGGCUCAGCUCGAAGGUAAACUCAACUACAGGAAACGUUGGUACUUAGACCAGGAGGUAAAAAUUUGUCAGGCUUAUCAACAGAUAAAUACUCUUUUUCAGGAUAUGUAUGAACCCUCCGAGCACACCUUCCACAAUGAGCUGUUCGAAAAAGUGCUCAAUCUCCCCGAAGUCAAGGAGCAGCUCGAGAACGGAGUCCAGCUCCCCGUCGUCGAACAGACAAAAAUGGUGUUUCAAGUUGGAGAUGAAAAGAAGUGCUUGGUACGGCCUGAUCCACACUCACAUUCAAGUUUGAAUAUUUAGGCAACGAAGUUGGAGGUUUUGAGUAUGAGUCUGAGACGGGUGAAGUUAACAUGGGCGAAACGCAGCAGGACAAUCAAAAGGCGAGAUGAGAACGCUUAUGAGGACGAAGAGGACUACGACUACAUCCCUCCAAAACGAGUAAGAAAAAGAAAGGACCGCAGAAGUCGGAUCGAGGCUCCCGAGACAAGAUACCAGGCUAUGAGACGCAGCGACGCCGGACCAAGCGACAGGAGAGAAGAAAGGGAGGGAGAGGGUUCAACGAUGAAUGCUGCUCAGGGAUCGGUUGCUCCGAUCAGUGGCGGCGAGGCGGGACAAACCGGCAGAAUUGGAGCCCUGAAGACGAGAGAGCCAGCCGGUUCGACGACGAAUGCUGCUCAGCGUCCGAUUGUUCCGAUCAGUGGCGGCGAGGCGGGACAAACCGGAAGAAUUGGAGCCCUGAAGACGAGAGAGCCAGCCGGUUCAACGAUGAAUGCUGCUCAGGGAUCGGUUGCUCCGAUCAGUGGCGGCGAGGCGGGACAAACCGGAAGAAUUGGAGCCCUGAAGACGAGAGAGCCAGCCGGUUCGACGACGGAAGCUGUUCAGCGUCCGAUUUUUCCGAUCAGUGGCGGCGAGGCGGGACAAACCGGAAGAAUUGGAGCCCUGAAGACGAGAGAGCCAGCCGGUUCAACGAUGAAUGCUGCUCAGGGAUCGGUUGCUCCGAUCAGUGGCGGCGAGGCGGGACAAACCGGAAGAAUUGGAGCCCUGAAGACGAGAGAGCCAGCCGGUUCGACGACGGAAGCUGUUCAGCGUCCGAUUGUUCCGAUCAGUGGCGGCGAGGCGGGACAAACCGGAAGAAUUGGAGCCCUGAAGACGAGAGAGCCAGCCGGUUCGACGACGGAAGCUGUUCAGCGUUCGAUUUUUCCGAUCAGUGGCGGCGAGGCGGGACAAACCGGAAGAAUUGGAGCCCUGAAGACGAGAGAGCCAGCCGGUUCAACGAUGAAUGCUGCUCAGGGAUCGGUUGCUCCGAUCAGUGGCGGCGAGGCGGGACAAACCGGAAGAAUUGGAGCCCUGAAGACGAGAGAGCCAGCCGGUUCAACGAUGAAUGCUGCUCAGGGAUCGGUUGCUCCGAUCAGUGGCGGCGAGGCGGGACAAACCGGAAGAAUUGGAGCCCUGAAGACGAGAGAGCCAGCCGGUUCGACGACGGAAGCUGUUCAGCGUCCGAUUGUUCCGAUCAGUGGCGGCGAGGCGGGACAAACCGGCAGAAUUGGAGCCCUGAAGACGAGAGAGCCAGCCGGUUCGACGAUGAAUGCUGCUCAGGGAUCGGUUGCUCCGAUCAGUGGCGGCGAGGCGGGACAAACCGGCAGAAUUGGAGCCCUGAAGACGAGAGAGCCAGCCGGUUCGACGACGGAAGCUGUUCAGCGUCCGAUUGUUCCGAUCAGUGGCGGCGAGGCGGGACAAACCGGCAGAAUUGGAGCCCUGAAGACGAGAGAGCCAGCCGGUUCGACGAUGAAUGCUGCUCAGGGAUCGGUUGCUCCGAUCAGUGGCGGCGAGGCGGGACAAACCGGCAGAAUUGGAGCCCUGAAGACGAGAGAGCCAGCCGGUUCGACGACGGAAGCUGUUCAGCGUCCGAUUGUUCCGAUCAGUGGCGGCGAGGCGGGACAAACCGGAAGAAUUGGAGCCCUGAAGACGAGAGAGCCAGCCGGUUCGACGACGGAAGCUGUUCAGCGUCCGAUUGUUCCGAUCAGUGGCGGCGAGGCGGGACAAACCGGAAGAAUUGGAGCCCUGAAGACGAGAGAGCCAGCCGGUUCGACGACGGAAGCUGUUCAGCGUCCGAUUUUUCCGAUCAGUGGCGGCGAGGCGGGACAAACCGGAAGAAUUGGAGCCCUGAAGACGAGAGAGCCAGCCGGUUCGACGACGGAAGCUGUUCAGCGUCCGAUUUUUCCGAUCAGUGGCGGCGAGGCGGGACAAACCGGAAGAAUUGGAGCCCUGAAGACGAGAGAGCCAGCCGGUUCGACGACGGAAGCUGUUCAGCGUCCGAUUGUUCCGAUCAGUGGCGGCGAGGCGGGACAAGCCGGUAGGAGCGAAGCAAGGGCCAGAGAAGAAGCCGGACAGAUAAUGGAGGCAGUUCCAAACAGAGUAGGUGAGGCGGGACAAGCCGGCAAGAGAGAAGACCAGAAGACCAGAAGAUCCGUGAUGCCAGAGACUGUUCUGUGGACGCCACCAGGCAACUCCAAUCAGCUGAACUACCCGGUUGCCCCGGCUUCAUCGAUUCCAGUCCAGCUUGACGAAUCGUCAAACGGUAUCAGAUCUGAACUCAGAAAUAUACAUAAAUUGAUUAUUACAGAUUUGGGAAUCGUCGCCAAUCAAGUGCUCCCAGCCGACUCGAGCAACAGAGUGGUGGGCGGGAAUGUAGCCGAGUCGGGACAGAUAGAGGUCUCAGGAAAACCGGUGGAAGAGAGACGUUCGGAGUCGUUGCCGGACACGGAACAACAGCGAGGGAGCGAAAGAGGUGAUGCGGUGAUGGCGGACAACCUGGAAGAAGAUGAAAUCGACGUCGAAACGGUGUCCGUUGAGAAUGCCGUCGUCCCGGCCGAGCACCCAACCGCGGAAAUGUGGGCAGCCUCCCAGAGACGGAUAAGUCAUCUGGAACAACAGAUCGAGGCCCUGAACAGGAACGGCGGAAAUAACGAGACCACCAGUCAAUUUCAGAGCGUCGUGAACAAUAAUCUGUGAGUUAUUCAAGUUUUAACACUAUGUUGCACUGACUUGCACAUGGAUGAAAACUUCUAAAGCUGAAAUAUAUAAAACUGUUUUAUUUCAGGAUGCCGUCGGUUACUAGUUCCGCUCCCAUUCCAACAGCCCCCGUCUUCGGCUACUCGGUGACCAACCGUGACGCUCCCGGUUAUGCUUGGCCGGCAGUCGCUCCGAUCUUCUCCUACUCGAUGAACAACCGUUACGCUCCCGGCUAUGCUUGGCCGGCUGCCGCUCCGGGUUUUGGCUACUCGAUGAACAAUCAUGGUGCUCCCAGCUAUGCUUGGCCGGCUGCCACUCCGGGUUUUGGUUACUCGAUGAACAAUCAUGGUGCUCCCGGCUCUGCUUGGCCGGCAGUCGCUCCCGGCUAUGCUUGGUCAGCAGCCGCUCCUGUUUUUGCAAACCCGACGGACAAUCGGGGUGCUCGCGGAUCUGCACGACCCGCAGCUGCUUCCGCACCCAUUCCAGCAGCCUCCGUCUUCGUCCAACCGAUGGACAACCGUGGCGCCCCCGGGCCGUAG
Messenger RNA from Caenorhabditis sp. 36 PRJEB53466, 8619 nucleotides. The record is from the annotation of a GenBank genome assembly. NCBI's taxonomy places the organism in Eukaryota, Metazoa, Nematoda, Chromadorea, Rhabditida, Rhabditidae.